Messenger RNA from Nyctereutes procyonoides (raccoon dog), 853 nucleotides. RefSeq names its product baculoviral IAP repeat containing 7 (gene BIRC7). Lineage: Eukaryota; Metazoa; Chordata; Mammalia; Carnivora; Canidae. The coding region runs from base 1 to 819 and encodes 272 amino acids. The record is from RefSeq and is a predicted model, not a curated record. Gene Ontology annotation, molecular function: cysteine-type endopeptidase inhibitor activity involved in apoptotic process; ubiquitin protein ligase activity. The transcript is spliced from 7 exons. Gene Ontology annotation, cellular component: cytoplasm; nucleus. Gene Ontology annotation, biological process: positive regulation of protein ubiquitination; regulation of cell cycle; negative regulation of apoptotic process.
AUGGGGCCCGAGGACAGGGCCAAGUGCUGGUGCCGUGGCCCCGAGCUGGGCCGCGGACGUCUCUCUCCCUGUGGCCACACCGAGGGCCAAGACGGCCGCUGUGCACGGUGCUGGGGAGGCCGGGACCGCGUGGACGGGCAGAUCCUGGGCCAGCUGCGCCCCCUCGCAGAGGAGGAGGAGGCAGGGGAGCCCCGGGCUGGCCCCCCGAGGCCGGCCUUCCCCGGGAUGGGCUCGGAGCAGCUGCGGCUGGCCUCCUUCUCCGCCUGGCCGCUGACCGCCGUGGUGCGGCCUGAGCUGCUGGCCGCGGCGGGCUUCUUCCACACGGGCCAGCAAGACAAAGUGAGGUGCUUCUUCUGCUACGGGGGUCUGCAGAGCUGGGAGCAAGGGGAUGACCCCUGGACGGAGCACGCCAAGUGGUUCCCCAGGUGCCAAUUCCUGCUCCAGACAAAGGGACGGGACUUUGUCUGCAGCGUCCAGGAGGCUUGUUGCCACCUGCUGGGCUCCUGGGACCCAUCAGAAGAACCAGAAGACACGGCCCCUGCCACCCCGUCAGCUCCUGUCCACAUGAGUCCUGAGCUGCCCACGCCCAGAAGGGAGGUCCAGUCCGAAGGGGCCAGGGAGCCAGGAGCCCGGGAUGCAGAGGAGCAGCUGCAACGCCUGCGGGAGGAGCGCGUCUGCAAGGUGUGCCUGGACCGCACCGUGUGCACCGUCUUCGUGCCCUGCGGCCACUUGGUCUGUGCCGAGUGCGCGCCAGCCCUGCAGCUGUGCCCCGUCUGCAGAGCCCCCAUCCACAGCUGCGUGCGUACCUUCCUGCCCUAGCCAGGCGCUUCCAGUGCUGGCUGUCACGCGGGCG